GGCCUCCAUCUUGGUUGGUUUAUAUGUAAUAUUUGGUGAUACACAACCCUGCAUACCAUGGCUAAUGUGCUUUCUGUUUUCAUUGCAGAAAUCGUCGUGAACACCUGUCUUCGGAGAAUCGCUCUCUUGGUGCUUCCGUAGUGUGCAUACCAUAAUUCUGAUGUCGGUCGGUGGGGCAUCACCACUUUGCCCAGUUUGUCACAGCCGUGGAGUUUAUAGUAUAUUGAUGUCGCUUGAAUGCCGCAACGGGAUGAUAAAAAACCUGUGUUCAUCGACGGCCUGUUCCUAUCCCUUCUCAAGAUAUGAAUCGACAAAAAUUUCAGUUUCAAAAGUUGCAGUCGCUACAGAAGAAGUUGACAAUCCGCACUGUCUCGACGACUUCCUGAAUGAAAUCCUUGGGACAUCGUCAGAUAACCACGAACUUACCACUGCUAUCUCGACCCCUAUUACCCAACCGCAUUUUUCGGCACCGGAUUUCAUCAACAAUUUGGAUUCUCGAUCUGAGUUAUCUGGAGGUACCAGCUACAAGUGCUCUUCCUCGCUGUUCUCAACCAAUCAUUGCGGGCCGGAUUCUGUACGUGGGAAAAAUUGCCUCCUUCCACGCUACCUUGUCGACAACCUAACGCUUGGUGAGUUUGUCUUCGACGGCCGCGUUCAAUUCAUAACUGUCGCUUCAGCCUGUUUACAACGUUGCACUGUUUCAAAAGUUGCAGUCGCUACAGAAGAAGUUGACAAUCCGCACUGUCUCGACGACUUCCUGAAUGAAAUCCUUGGGACAUCGUCAGAUAACCACGAACUUACCACUGCUAUCUCGACCCCUAUUACCCAACCGCAUUUUUCGGCACCGGAUUUCAUCAACAAUUUGGAUUCUCGAUCUGAGUUAUCUGGAGCUACCGCUGAUCGUGACUGCAAUCGCUAUGGUUCUAAACCUGCUUCCCGUUUGCCUGGUGGAAGUUGUGACAGUGGUAUCUCAGUUUCUUCCACUGCUUCACCAUGUUCGCCAUCUUUUACCUACGAAGAACAUCUGAAGCACUUCAACCAUCAAUCGUCCCCCACUUCCCUGUCCGAACAUCCAACAGUUGUCUCCCCAACAGCCCCCAGACAUACCGCCUCUACGAGGAAAGUUACCAGACACAUGUCAGUUGUGGAUCGUAUUAUCCACUCCCGAAGAUCACUUCAGUGAUCUGAAAUGUUUUAUAUAUUUGCAGUUUGAUGAAGUAUUUUUUAACCGUUUACCACUCUUGCAUCGGUUUCUUGCAAAUACACGGUCUUGCCACUGAAUGCAGUCGUUUUUGCUCCCUCGCAACAGUUUCUGUUUGCUGCUUUCGU
This is a messenger RNA of Opisthorchis viverrini, 1329 nucleotides long. RefSeq lists its product as hypothetical. Lineage: Eukaryota; Metazoa; Platyhelminthes; Trematoda; Opisthorchiida; Opisthorchiidae. The coding region runs from base 161 to 1183 and encodes 340 amino acids. The record is from RefSeq and is a predicted model, not a curated record. The transcript is spliced from 4 exons.